AUGGAAGCACAAGGGCUAGUCAAGGCGGGUUCUAGAAAGUCUAUUGGCAAUGGGGAUAAUGUAAGUAUUUUGUUGGAUCCAUGGCUUCCCGACCCUUCUAAUCCUUUUGUUCAAUCUGAUCAUCCGGGUUUAGUGAAUCAAAAUGUUUCUAGCUUAUUUUCGGUGCAUUCUAAGAGCUGGGACUAUGAGGUUAUCAAUGAUCUCUUUGAUGAAAGGGAUAAGAAUCUUGUGUUGUCUAUUCAAUUGAGUGGCUCUGCUACAGCUGAUAAGUGGUGUUGGAAUGAUGAACCCAAUGGCUUAUACACGGUCAAAAGUGCAUACCGAAGGCUACAGCAAGUUUCUGGUGUGCAUGUUGCUGAUCAAGACCAAAAAAUGUUCAAGGCUAUACGGAAGUUGGAAGUUCCUCCGAAAGUGCAGCACUUCUUGUGGCGUGUAUUAGUCGGUUGCCUUCCUACAAAGGUUCAGCUCAGUACAAAAAAGGUUAAUGUCGAUUUGUAUUGCCCUUUUUGUAAUCUGGCCGUGGAAACUAUCAGCCACAUCUUGCUGGAAUGCCGAUUUGCACGGAGCUGCUGGUGUGUUUCCAAUGCUCCAACUGGUGCGAAUAAUGGAGACUUCAACAGAUGGUUCAAUGCUCUUAUUGAGCAUCACUCGGCUGCCGUGGUUCAGGAAGCAGCAUGUAUUAGUUGGAAGAUUUGGUCUGUUCGUAAUGAGCUUCUAUGGAAUAAAAAAACUUGCUCUGCUAUGGAUGUGGUCCGUUCAGCUAGGACUGUGCUUAACCAAUAUUGUUCUGCUCAAACUCAAAAGACGGGGGCGUUAUUGUUUGAUGAUAUCAAUAAUGAACAAAACAAGUUUGGCUUUGGGUGCGUCGCCCGUGAUACGAAUGGAAUGCUUCUUGAAGCCAUUUCUGCUUCUCGGUUUGGAGUGGUUAAACCAGAAAUUGCCGAGACAAUUGGCAUUAAGGAGACCUUGAGUUGGAUAGAAAGAAAGCAGUGGUCCAAUGUCGUAAUUGAAACUGAUGCUCUGGUGGUGGUACAAGCUAUUAAUAGCUCAAUUUUAAUGCCUUCUCAGUUUGGAUUACUUGUUGGGGAUUGUCGGGCUUUAAUUUCGUCUUUGAAUAAUGUUUCGUUAAAAUUUGUUAAACGAUCUGCAAAUAGGGCUGCUCAUUGUCUUGCUAGAGAGUCUUGUUUUUCGUGA
Cannabis sativa is the source of this 1194-nucleotide messenger RNA. RefSeq lists its product as uncharacterized. The record is from RefSeq and is a predicted model, not a curated record. The transcript has 2 exons. The coding region runs from base 1 to 1194 and encodes 397 amino acids. Lineage: Eukaryota; Viridiplantae; Streptophyta; Magnoliopsida; Rosales; Cannabaceae. Gene Ontology annotation, molecular function: RNA-DNA hybrid ribonuclease activity; nucleic acid binding.